CAAACCCGAAUUUUCUCGGCCGAUAAUCCCCUCUGAAUCUCUGCCGGAAGAGACAAUUUCAUCUCUGUUUCUACUCCGAUUCAUUGCCGGAAGGGGGCAACGAGUUCAGAUUAUCAAGAACUUGGAGCUAUGGCGGCGGCGAAUGCAAACCCCAACACUCUCACGGCGGUGCCGUCGCCUAAGAAGCCGGCAAACCCAGCGAAGACCGUCGAUACUCAUUCCGUUAUCAAAAGGUUGCAAUCUGAACUGAUGUCCCUAAUGAUGAGUGGUGACAGUGGAAUAUCAGCAUUCCCUGAAGAAGACAACAUAUUGUGCUGGAAGGGGACGAUUGCGGGUAGCAAAGAUACGGUUUUUGAAGGAACCGAAUACAAGCUUUCUUUGGCCUUUCCGAAUGAGUAUCCAUUCAAGCCCCCAACUGUGAAAUUUGAGACGGCUUGUUUUCAUCCGAAUGUGGAUGUUCAUGGGAACAUAUGUUUGGACAUUCUUCAGGACAAAUGGUCUUCUGCAUAUGAUGUUAGGACAAUACUACUUUCAAUCCAGAGUUUGCUUGGAGAACCAAACAUAAGCUCUCCUCUAAACUCUCAAGCAGCAGCACUAUGGGGCAAUCAAGAAGAGUACAGAAAGAUGGUGGAGAAGCUAUACAAGACAACAAUGGAGAUCUCAAAAUCUUAAGCCCCUGUUUGGAGAAGAUUUUCAUGAUAAUCUUUCUUGGUAUCAAUGAUUAGGGCAGGAUAAAUCAUGGCUGCCCAUUGCUUGCUUGGACAACUAUGGUUUACAAUAAAUCACUUUCAAACUGUGUAGCAUAAACUACCAUUGUUUUCUUCUUCCAAUCAGAUUAAACUUUUGUGGUUUUUGUAUUUUAUAUGGUGCCUAAAAUUGGGCAAACAUUGGGCUUGAGAUAUUAUUGUGGAUCAUAAUUGAGAUUUAGUCAUUUGUUGAUCUUCAUUCUUUUUACACAGAAUGUAUUGUGGAUCAUAAUUGAAAUUUAGCCUAAAGCGCAUUUAGAGCUUGUUCG
Cuscuta campestris is the source of this 1015-nucleotide messenger RNA. The record is from the annotation of a GenBank genome assembly. NCBI's taxonomy places the organism in Eukaryota, Viridiplantae, Streptophyta, Magnoliopsida, Solanales, Convolvulaceae.